AUCCUUUUACAAAAAGAAACGGAAUCUGAGUUUGCUAAGAUUAUACAUUGAUAAUCAUAGGACACAAUCAGUUUCUGAGAACCGGCUCAGAAUGAUGGACAUGGGGAUCUUAACUUUCAUUAGAUUGACACUUUCAUUCCAAUUAUUGUAUCUAAGCUUUGUAAGAGCAGAGAUGAAAACUUCAGGCAAUCAUUUCAGAAAACUGGACAAUGUUGCUGAAGAUGCAAAGGCGCAAGAAGAUGAAAUUCACAUUCUCGACCAUUUGCAAUGCUCGCAAGAAAACGCUUGUCGAUUCAUAGCAAAAUCAAAAGAAGAUUCUAAUAAAUUCAGAAGAUUCUACACUCAACCUGACGCAAAUUUUCAGGAAAUUUGGCAAAAGGAUACUUUUAAAGGUUUCAAAGAUUGCACGCAAGCAUUUGAAAGUGGAAUUACAGGGGUGUCAUUGAUCGACAUUCACUUGAAGAAUGGAUCGACCAUCAAGGCAGUUUGUGACAUGGAGACUGAAGCGGGUGGAUGGACAGUAUUUCAACGUAGGAAAGACAGCAGAUCUAGCUUUCAGAAGCAAUGGAAGUAUUACAAGCAUGGCUUUGGGAGGCUCGAAGGCAGCUUCUGGUUGGGCCUAAAUUCAGUAUUUCAACUUACAGAAGGGAAUAAUAUUACUCUAAGGGUUGAUCUUGAAGAUGUAAAUGGCAAAAAAGGGUUUGCUGUUUAUAGAAACUUUCGUAUUGCAGAUGAGACGAAUGGUUAUAGAGUCCAUCUUGAAUACAGCAAGGGGAAUAUUGGUGACUCACUGGGUUCAAGUAACGGCGCAAUGUUUACAACUGUCGACAGGGAUAAUGAUGGUGUUCCAAUAUUCAAUUUGGCUCAAGGAAGAGAAGGAGCUUGGUGGCAUACGAAAAAAUUUUCGUCAAAUCUAAACAGCUUGAUGAGCAAAGGCAUUUCUAGCGACGAGCUAGGUUACAUCAGAUGGGAAUCAUGGCCUAAUUCAAACGGGUUGAUAUCAUUCACUGAGAUGAAGAUCAGGCGGGAAAAAUGAAGGUCGAAACAGUGGCGGACACUUGGGGGAGGGCGAGGGGGCGACCGCCCCCCAAUACUUUAGAGGACAAUGGUAUUAUAUUCUAAAACAAUGAGAAAUGUGACGUCAUCUUAUUAAGACAAUAGGCCCUUCCCCCCAAUAUUUGACCAAGUGUCCGCCCCUGGGUCGAAAGUGGUAUUAAAGAUCUGGUGGGAAACAUGGAAUUCAGAAGAAAAUAUAAUGAUUGAAAGGGUAAACCGUAACAAAAUGAAGGGUGUAAAUAGAGGUAGCAUAUCGAAAGAGAAAUCAAAGUUUGACAAAGAAAAGUAAAAAUCAGAAAAUAAGUGAAGAAAACAAAACGUUAUCCAUAGAUUUUAGUAUAAUUCGUGAAAAUGACAAUAAAAUCAUCACUAAAAAAAGAAAUGCAUACAUCAGGAGAUGGAGAAUUAUGCUUUAAAAAUGAUGAUCUAAAAAGAGAAAUGAUAGCUGCAACAAAACGGGAGCAUAAACUAAGAGCAAUAACAAUAAAUCCGAUCCGAGAACGUGAUGUAAACAUAUAAACAUACAAAGAUAAUGUAGAUUAGCAUUCGCUAAGUCAAAUUGAUUUUCAACUCCUAUCUGACUUUUUUACCUUAUUCAAGUCAAAAGUCAUAUUCCGGAGAGGUCGGACAUUAAUUUUGUCGGACCACCUCCUUACCCCCUUGGAUCCGACUUUACAAGAUUAAACUGCAUUAUAAUUUUUGCCACUUCCUCAGUUGUACCAUUGCAUCGUUUUGUUCCGUUGUGCAUUUUGUAUAAUACGAAAAGCUUUUUCUUGACUACCUGAACUGAAAUAAACUUCACAAAUGAGAAACACAGAAAGAUUACAUGUAUUUUGUUUUUUUAAAGAUUUAAUUAAAAACCAAAUCUUUGAAAGUCUUCCUCCAAAAACUCCUUCUCUGAAAGCUUCUUCAAACAGACUGCUACUUUGAAAAUCUUCCUUCAAGGUAAGCAAGGUAUGGUCUAGGUGUAGACGCUGACGUCAUAGUGACGUAAUGUUUUAAUUGAAAUGAUUUUCUUAAUUUUCAAUCGACUUUGGUCAUUCGUGUGGCUGCUAUCUUUUCAUUUCAUGAUGGUUGGGUAUUUGAUAGUCAUGUUCCUUGACAGUUAAUUUCCUAUCCAAAAUAGGGACGUUUCUCCCUCGAACCCUCUCAAAUAUAGCAGUUUAUUUAUGAUGCUCGUUAUCGAUUAUGUAAUCCACUUGCUUUGUAGUUGCGUCAAAAUUAGCAAUGUUGUCUCACAUUAAUCGGUUCCUCGGUUCUUUUCUGUAAUCUUGGCAAUAACGAAAGAGAAUACGCUGUACAACUGUUCCUUGUGUUUUUAUGCACAACAAUAAACAUGUGUAAGAAGGAAGAAACGCGGGAUAGGCUGUCCGACGGAUUCGGUAAUUCUUGAAAUGAGUAAUAACAUAAUUGUAUUUAUGAUGGCCUGUAUGCCGAGGCGAAAUAUUAGUAUACAUUGAAUUUAAUUUAUUUUAAAAUCAAAUUGCUUGAUAUUGUA
This is a messenger RNA of Rhopilema esculentum, 2554 nucleotides long. RefSeq names its product ficolin-2. The record is from RefSeq and is a predicted model, not a curated record. NCBI's taxonomy places the organism in Eukaryota, Metazoa, Cnidaria, Scyphozoa, Rhizostomeae, Rhizostomatidae.